AUGAACACCGUCGAGUCCAACCCGUCCAAGCAUGGAACUGCCAUCUUCGAUGCCCUGCAACGAGCAUUGCCAGGUGCAAUCGCUCGCAUGAAGCUGAAGGCCCCUCUGGUGCUCUCGACAUCACGGCGGGUGGACCUGGCUGAGAAGGUCAAGGAAACUCUCAAUGGGCAGAUUGCCGGAAUAUUUAGUGAGGCGACUAUGCACACUCCAACGCACGUCACAGACAAGGCCGUUGAAUAUGCGAAAGCCCAAGGAGCGGACUCGCUCAUCUCCAUCGGAGGCGGAACUACAGUUGGCCUCGGGAAGGCGAUCAGCGUUCGCACUGGACUGCCGCAUAUCUGUAUCCCGACUACCUAUUCCGGGAGUGAAGUGACUCCAAUUCUCGGUGAGACUGAGGAUGGAAUUAAGAAGACUCGCUCUGGUCCCAAGAUCUUGCCCGACACGGUGAUCUACGACUCUAGCCUUACAAUGACGGUUCCGGCAGCUGUAUCUGCCACGAGCGGUGUCAAUGCGAUUGCUCAUGCCGUCGAGGCGCUCUACUCUCGCCAGGCUAAUGACGAUAUCAGUACGAAGGCCAUGGAUGGAAUCGGUUAUCUUGUGAACGGUCUUCCGUUGAUUCUUGAGAACCCUGCCCAUGAACACGGCCGGUCCAUUGUUCAAAAGGGCGCCUGGCUCUGCGGAUCGUGCCUGGCCGGUGUAGAUAUGGCUAUCCACCACAAGUUGUGCCAUACGCUUGGUGGCAGCUUCAAUCUUCCUCAUGCCGAAAUCCAUACCGCUGUUCUUCCCCAUGCACUCUCCUACAAUGCACCUUAUAUCCCUGACGCCAUGGAGAAGUUGGCUCGCGCUUUUCCAGACAGCAAUGGCGACGCAAUCCAUGGCCUUAACGUUCUCUUGUCUAAGCUCAAUGUCAAACGCGCUGCGAAGGACUUUGGAAUGAAGGAGGAGGAUAUCGAUAAAGCGGCCGACCUGGCGUUGACCAGACCCUAUUGGAACCCUCGUCCUAUUGAGCGUGCUCCAAUUCGCGAAUUGCUUCGCAGAGUCUGGGCCGGAGAGGAGGCACGGGCAGACUUGUAG
This is a messenger RNA of Penicillium bovifimosum, 1074 nucleotides long. Its product is annotated as maleylacetate reductase. Gene Ontology annotation, molecular function: metal ion binding; alcohol dehydrogenase (NAD+) activity; maleylacetate reductase activity. NCBI's taxonomy places the organism in Eukaryota, Fungi, Ascomycota, Eurotiomycetes, Eurotiales, Aspergillaceae. The record is from RefSeq and is a predicted model, not a curated record. Bases 1 to 1074 code for a protein of 357 amino acids. Gene Ontology annotation, cellular component: mitochondrion. Gene Ontology annotation, biological process: protein histidyl modification to diphthamide. The transcript has 2 exons.